UUCAAAUUAAAAUUCGGCUUGGUAACAGUUUCGGAAAUUCUGCUCAAAAUCUAACUGCAUGCAUAUGUCUGGUCAGGAAAGUCGGGAAGGCAGAGCCGUGCAGGCCGCUGGAGAUCUGAUCGAAACUAGAUGGCCCUUUGGAUAUGAACCGAGAAGAACGCUGCCAGUUAUCAUGCACUAACAAAAAAAAGGUGAAUGCGGAAAAUUCGCUCCUGGCACUUUUUAAGUUCAGCUCUGAGCAGGACGAUCUCUUUCGCAAUCGAAAUUUUACCUCGAAUGAUGACCUGAAUCUAGCCGUGUCCACUUGGCUUCACCACUCCCUAAAUGACGUGUCCCUGCAGCAGUCCUACGAUCCAACGGCUAUGGCUCCAUAUCCACAGUUGCAGAAACGCCAGCAGGUUCAAAAACACCAUCCGGUGUACUUGCCACAGGCGUAUCCUUUAAUGAACCAACAACAGCUAAUACAACAGCAGCAACAAGAGCAACGUCAACAGCAGCAGUAUUACUUCGCCCAGAUACAUCCCCAUAUGGGAGCAGCAUAUGACACACGGCCAUGGCUUCUGUAUCCGAAUCAUCAACAAUCGGACCAAAACGGCAGCUACCAAUAUUGGUAUGGCAGGCCUCAGCCGCUAUAUACACAGCCAGCUGCGCCUCCUAAUCCAAACUUUCCUGGGAUCAUACCUCCCUCCUAUCAACAGGCAAACGGAGCUUAUAGCCAGUCCGCACCUGCACCAAAACAUAGAGGCAAGGCCGCAAACAGAAUACGAAGUUCCGCCCACAAUGACCAGGCCCAACCCGGAUUUAUAUCAGGACGACCCAGGGCCGGUGGGCGUCUUAGCUCCCGCCCCGAAUCUUCGACCGGCUACACUGGCAGCCAGAAGCGCAUCGACAGUCUUAGCAGAUUCCAAGCUGAAAGCGGAUCGCGAAUUCGUGACUUCGAAGAGGAUAAGUUGAAGUAUAGGCGCAUUGCAGCAAGAGCUCGAUGCCGAGGUAUUGAGGAAGUGGGCAGAAAGCUGCAGAAGGAAAAUGAGAUCCAGGAAAGAAAAAGCAAGGAAGAUAAGCUUGAUGCAAAUCUGGGAAGUGGAGCUAGCAGUUUAUUUCAAAGACUUGCUCAAUUCAUGCGCUCUCGCUCACGGAGGAAGUCCAAGCUCACGCAACCUAAAUCUAAUAACCGCGAUGAGGCGCCCCAAAACUCCUCGGUAAUUUCAAAACCAAAAAAGCGAGGCCUUUUGAGUCGAUUUUUUGGGGAAGUGCGCGAACAGGAAGUUGAUAUCUGUGACCAGCGGCAAACCAAAUCAGUAUCAGUAUCUAGCGUCCACUACCCCACGAAUAUGCCCAUGAGCAACAGAGAUCUGGAGGAUCUUCGUGAAGCGGAAAACUUUAGAAAACUGCGGGAGAGGCAGCAAAGGAAGAAACUUGAAGACAGCUAUCUGACACCAGCCGAGAAGUAGACAUAGAUUACCAAAAUAGUUUCAAAUAGACCAAAUUUAAAAUUAAUCGCAUUCAAUUACAAAAUAAAUUUAGCGUCGAAAACCCCA
Drosophila rhopaloa is the source of this 1538-nucleotide messenger RNA. Its product is annotated as transcriptional regulator of filamentous growth FLO8-like. The transcript has 3 exons. The record is from RefSeq and is a predicted model, not a curated record. The coding region runs from base 144 to 1451 and encodes 435 amino acids. Lineage: Eukaryota; Metazoa; Arthropoda; Insecta; Diptera; Drosophilidae.